This is a messenger RNA of Stylonychia lemnae, 1791 nucleotides long. Lineage: Eukaryota; Ciliophora; Spirotrichea; Sporadotrichida; Oxytrichidae. The record is from the annotation of a GenBank genome assembly.
AUGAAAAUAAACGAUAAAAUUAACUAAGCACUUAGUGAAGAUCCAACUAAUAAAAAAACUUUCUAUUCAUUCGAAUACUUCCCUCCUCGCACAGAACAAGGUAUUGAGAAUCUACUUGAUAGAAUUGAGAGAAUGGGCAGUACAAACCCACUUUGGGUUGACGUCACGUGGAACGCCGGUGGUUCGACAUCUGAUAUCACAAUUGAUUUGUGUGCUCAUAUCCAGAAUUUUUCAGGUCUAGAUGUCCUUAUGCACAUUACUUGCACCUAUAUGACGAGGGAGAAAAUCGUGACUAGUCUUGACAGAGCCAAAGAACUAGGAAUAAGGAAUCUUCUAGCACUUCGAGGAGAUCCACCUAGAGGAUCCAAUGACUGGAUUCCAAUUGAAAAUGGAUUCAACUAUGCUAUUGACCUUGUAAAGUUCAUCAAGGAGACUUAUGGCGACUAUUUCUGCAUUGGAGUGGCUGGCUAUCCUGAAGUUCAUCUCACUGCACAAUCUAGAGAUCAUGAUAUCCAAAGCUUGAAAGAAAAAGUAGAUGCAGGCGCUGACUUCAUCAUAACCUAGCUCUUCUAUGAUAAUCAAAUCUUCCUUGAAUGGGUUAGAGACUGCAGAUAAGCAGGCAUCGAAUGCUAAAUAAUACCAGGAAUUCUUCCAAUCCUGGGUUACGAUAGAUUUUCCAGAACUAUAAACUUCUGCAAGACCAAGGUGCCCUAGGAGAUUCUCGACAACCUUUAGAUCAUUAAAAAUGAUGACGCAGACGUCAGAAAGUAUGGAGUAGCCUUUGGGGUUUAACAGUGUUAAGAACUCAUUGAUAAUGGCAUUAGAUUCCUCCAUUUUUAUACCAUGAACUUAGAAGCAGCUGUGAUAAAGAUCAUCGAAGGUCUCAAGAUUUUAGAUAACUAGAAAUCACUACCGUUCAAAAAGCCCUCUUGUAGAUAGAGUGAGGAGGUGAGACCAAUUUUCUGGGCUAUCAAGCCAAAGAGCUACAUUUCUAGGACAUAGGAAUGGGAUGAGUUCCCUAAUGGAAGAUGGGGAGUCUCAAGAUCCCCAGCCUUUGGAGAGCCUGAGAUGUAUGGAUCUAUUGCAAAGAAAAUAAGUUUUAACUUUGAUGAAUUGAAGAAAAUCUACGGAGAAAAUGUGUCAAGUUAUGCUGAAAUUGGCGACUUAUUCGUGAGAUAUCUCAAGGGAGAAGUCAAGAAAUAUCCAUUCUCUGAGGGGUCUCUCUAACUGGAAACCAACGUCAUUCUUGAUUAACUUGUACAGAUUAACAAAAACUAUGUAUUCACUAUUAAUUCGCAACCAAAAGUAAACGGAGUACCCUCAACGGAUCCAAAAUUUGGAUGGGGACCAAAAAACGGCUAUGUUUAUCAAAAAGCCUAUAUUGAAUUUUUCAUCCCUAGUGAGAUGAUCCAGCCCUUGAUCAACCACUUGGAUAAAUAUGAAAUGAUAACCUACCAAGCUAUAAAUAACUAAGGAGAUGAAAUCAAGAACGUUUGUAAGGAUGAUGUAAACGCAGUUACCUGGGGAGUGUUUAAGGCAAAAGAAAUUAUUCAACCAACAGUAGUUGAUCACAAAGCGUUCCUAAUCUGGAAGAAGGAAGCCUUCUAGUCUUGGCUUGAUCACUGGGCUAUCAUCUAUGGCCUUGAUUCAUACUAAUUCAAUUUCUUGCAAAAAUGCUAAAACAACUUCUUCCUAGUUAAUGUUGUUGAUAAUGACUAUAUUAAUGGAGACCUUUACAAAGUAUUUGUCGACUUCAUUGAGGAGAAUAUGGAGCUCAUCAAUCAAUUAUGA